GGUCAUAUAGUGAGGAGAUUGGUUACAAAUGAAUUUCAACUUUAAAAGAGAUUGAGUGGUUCAAGAAAAGGGAGUUUUUUUCUUUCUUUCUUUCAGGAAGAGUCCGUGAUAGAGUUUUGCUUUUUUGUCGUAUGGGUAUUCGAGCAUUAGCUUUGGACUUUUGGUUUUGGAAGCUUUCUUUGGCAUUGCAGUGAAUUGAGUCUCCCAAUUUGGCUCGAGAUUUCAUUGGAACCGAAACAAUCAGGUACUUUCAAGAACCAAACUAUUAUCUAUCAAUUCGAGCAAUUUUUUAAAGUUUGUUAUCGGCCUGACAACAUUGGUUGAACCAUCUUUGAUGCAUCUGUCUCUUUAUCGAAAAUGGUACAAAGGAACAUCCGCUCGAAAAAGGUGAUUAAUCCUCGAGGAAAAAAUGAUUUCGAAAACUUUUGUCCUAAACAUAUACCCCCUCUUCCAAAUGCUCUUUUUGGUCUAGUGAAACAUUUAUCUCGCCCACCUUGGGUAAAAACUCUCGACCCACUUUACUUUGAACGUAAAGAGGUUCCUGUAAAGAAUCGAGUUACCUAUGCGAGAUGUUCCCUCUACGAUUUUCCUCGAAGAAGAUGGUGGCCAUUAUGUUGGGUCGAUAAUACCAAUCCUCCCCCUGGUAAAUGACUCUAACUAAGAAAAUUUCUCGAAUUCCACUUUGUAUUUAUCUCAUCCUCUUUCUAUGUUAUGUGUUAUACAGCUGCUAUUCCUCAAUGUGUUCCGCAACAUGUUGAACAAACUCCCUACUGGGAGAGUGAUGAUGAUGGUUAUGCCAAAGGGUCAUCAGUGAAAGGUCGAAAAAGAAAGACCGCUUCUGACAAGGCUUCUUUACGUUCUAAGAACCUCGAGACUUCGAAAAAACAAAGAAUGGAUUCGGCCAGUACCAAGACUGUUUCGACCACGAAAAAGACUGAUAAAAGGAAGGGGAAGCUAGUGAUUCCUCUUAAGAAGACUCAGAAGCCUCCUACCGAGAAACUUCUCAAGGACGCGAUGAAAUCAGUUCCUAAGUUGGCCACUUCUCAACUCAAUAUUGCUGAGAUGGCCUCCAUCAUGGCUUCAAUAGAGAUUCCCCCCCAAGUUGAAGAGGGAAAGGUUCCCCAAUCGGAACCUCUUUUGAAUGUAGAAACUCAUCAAUCUUCACAAGGUGACGCUCCUUCUUUCAAGCUCAAACCUCUCUUGAGUCCAAACAAAGGUUCGACUGAGUCUCCAAAACCUUUCACUGCUUCUCCUUCGACCCAAGGUGGUGUCGAAUCUUCUGUACAGGCACUUUCCUCAAUCCCUUCGACUGAUUUAGACUUGAUGAGUUUUUUUAAUGAAGAGGAUGAGGAUAUCAACAGCAUCUUCGAUGUUCUUGACAAUUGGACGAGAGGUCCAUCUGGGUUAGAAAAAGAAAAAGAAAGAGUUGUUGAACAAGUCUCUGAGACAACCCCGUCUUUCCAACCUUUGCUCGAAUCUUUUCGGUUGAAGGCUUAUGUAGAUGACCUGGAUCAAGCCCUCGUUGAUCCAGAAUUCAAGGUCGAAGUUGGGCAGAUGGUCGAAGAUUUGCUCGCCUAUUCUGACCUUCCUACUGCAAUCCACGUUGAGCUGCAAGAGUUUAUCAAGUCUUUCACUCUUGCUUCGGAACUUCGAUCAAAGUGGUCUACCACCUUUCAAGAGGUAGCUCAGAUUGAAGUCGAAAGCGAGGGUGAUCGUGCCAAGCUCGAAAAACUUCGCGAGGAGUUGCUCUCCAUCUAGAAAGCUACCGAGGAGAUGAUCCCCGCUUUAAAGAAAUUACAACAGGAACAAGUGGAUUGCACUGCGUCGAUCGAAGCCUUGCAACAUGAGUUGAACAACCUUCGUUCCAAACAGGCUACUCUGAAGACUCAAAGUCAAGAGGUUGUUCAACGUCAAAAGAACUUGAAGGAUGAGGGCAAAGUGGUUUCUUCGAGACUUGCAUAGACAUUGGAGCACAAGAAACACUUGGAGAGUCAAUGUGACGUUCGAAGACAGAACUUGGAUGAAGCUUAUGACGCUUUCAAAGAGUUCAAGUCCAAGUUCUGUAAUAGUUAAUUUUUUAAACAUUUGAUUUUUAAAUUUCUCUUUGUAUUGGACACAUAUUUUAACAUUCUGUUCUUUUAUGA
Molecule: messenger RNA, 2144 nt
Organism: Cajanus cajan (pigeon pea)
Lineage: Eukaryota; Viridiplantae; Streptophyta; Magnoliopsida; Fabales; Fabaceae
Source: RefSeq, a predicted model, not a curated record